Messenger RNA from Sceloporus undulatus (fence lizard), 3460 nucleotides. RefSeq names its product zinc finger protein OZF-like. Lineage: Eukaryota; Metazoa; Chordata; Lepidosauria; Squamata; Phrynosomatidae. The record is from RefSeq and is a predicted model, not a curated record. Bases 251 to 1951 code for a protein of 566 amino acids. The transcript has 6 exons. Gene Ontology annotation, biological process: regulation of transcription by RNA polymerase II. Gene Ontology annotation, molecular function: DNA-binding transcription factor activity, RNA polymerase II-specific; RNA polymerase II cis-regulatory region sequence-specific DNA binding.
CCUCCUUCCGUCCUUGUUUCAAAAGGAUAGGAAAAGCCAACAGAUCCACUUAUUAACCUGCAGUUUCUUUGGAGCCUGCAGCUCCUAAGGCUGCUUCCCCAGAAGAGGAGCCCCACUGAGUCCAGUGACUUACUCCCUGGUAAUUUUUGAGGAUGCAGCUGACUGUGUCCCUUGAAGGAGCGACAAGUUGCGGCUGAUUGCAAAUUGAUGAAAUUUCAUCCUGGUGCUUCUGAAAGAGAAUCAGAGGAACAUGGCCUCUCUGGACUUUCCUAGUGUGACAGUGAAACUUGAAGAUGAAGAAGAGGUACCAUGGGUCCCGAAUAAUCAAGGAUCAGAGGAAAAUGAGAAUUUCCCAGGGUCCCAUUCAGAAUUUUCUGUUCCUAAAUCAGAAGUGAUCCAUGGAGGAGACCCUUGGAUUCCAGAGCCUGUUUCCAAAGAAAGGGAGAUCCCAACAGACUAUGGCUCAGAGCUUCCAGAUGUGAUAAUAAAACUGGAACAAGAAGAGGAUCCCUAUGUCCCUUACCGCCAGGUUUCAGAGGCAGGUGGAAUGUUCAAAGGGGCCCAGUCAGGAGAUGGGCAUGAAAGAAUCUUUGCAGGAGAACUACCAUAUUACUCUGGCUGUGGGAAAAACUUCAGUGAUAAACCAGACCUUAUCAAGCAUGAGAAUCAAAGCAUGGCUGAAAAACCACACAAGUGCUCACGCUGUGCGAAAAGUUUCAUGAAAAGAUCCAACCUUCGCACACACGAGAGAAUCCACACUGGAGAAAAGCCAUUCCGCUGCUCUGAGUGUGGGAACAGUUUCAGUGACGGCUCCAGCCUUAUUAGACAUAAGCGAAAGCACACAGGAGAAAAACCCUACAGUUGCUCCUCCUGUGGCAAAAGGUUCAACCAGAGCUCCAGCCUUAUCAGGCACGAGAGGAGCCACACGGAGCAGAGGCCUUAUAAAUGCCUGGAGUGUGGGAAAAGGUUUAAUCAGAGUUCUACCCUGGUACGGCACGAGAGGAUCCACAGAGAACAGAGGAUGUUUAAAUGCUCGGCCUGUGACAAAAGAUUUAUUCAGAACGCAAGCCUUCUUGCACAUGAGAGAACUCACAGGGGAGAGAAACCAUACUGCUGCACACUGUGUGGGAAAGGCUUUGUUCAUAAAUCAAAUCUUCUUAUUCAUGACAUGAAACACACUGGUCUCAAACCGUUUAAAUGUCCAGACUGUGGCAAGGGAUUUAAUCAGAAUUCAAGCCUGGUCAUUCACAGGAGAAUUCAUACAGGAGAAAAACCCUAUAACUGUUCUCACUGCCGGAGACCCUUUAGUGACAAAUCAAGCCUUAAUAAGCACGAGAGAGCCCACAGAGGGGACAAACCAUAUAAGUGUUCAAACUGUGGGAAAUGCUUUGUUCGAAGGUCACACCUUCUGACACAUGAAAGGAUUCAUACAGGAGUAAAGCCGUUCAAAUGUUCACACUGUGGGAAAAGCUUCAGUAGCCGAUCACAUCUUAUAAGGCAUGAGGGAACCCACACAGGAGAGAAACCUUACGACUGUUCUUUCUGUGGGAAAAGUUUCAACAGGAAAUCCAACCUGACUAACCAUGAGAGGACCCACACCGGGGAGAAGCCUUACAAAUGCUCUGACUGCGGAAAGAGCUUCAGCGACAGGUCGAGUCUCAUUAAACAUGAGAGAAUCCACACAGGCGAGAAGCCCUACAGCUGUGGGGCCUGUGACAAAAGUUUCAGCGACAAAUCAAGCCUCAUCAGGCACGAGAGAAUCCACACCGAAGAGAAGCCUUACAAGUGUUCGGAUUGUGGGAAAGGGUUCAACCAGAGCUCGAGCCUCAUCGUGCACGAGAGAACCCACACAGGAGAGAAACCCUUUAAAUGCUCAGACUGUGGCAAAGGCUUCAUUAGGAGAACAAUCCUUAAUAAGCAUGAGAGAACCCACACUGGAGACAAAGAAUAAUGUUCAGGACAGUGGAUAAGAUCUGCUAUGGUCUACAAUGCAAGGGUGGGCAACCUGGUGCCCUUGAGAUCUUUUGGACUGCAACUCCCAUAUGCCCUAGUUAACAUGGUUAAUAGUCAGGGAUUGUGAACGUUUUAGUCUAGGACUUCUGGAGGGCUUAUCUCGGUCUUGGGCUGUCUUACACAUGAAGGAGCUCUGGAGGAAGGAAACUAUUAGAGUUAAUGUAGUGUAGGAGCAGAGCUGUAAACCAAAAAGCUCCUGGUUGAGAUGCUGCCCCUACCAUGAUCUUAGGAGACCUUGGCUCACACUCCUGGAUUCACGCAUAGCCUACGGUGCAUACAGAGCUACAGGUGCUUCAAUGAGUUGAUUUCAGUGAGUGAAUCAUGCUCAGCUCUAGCAUUGGAUUACAAAUUCUGAUACAUUUCUGCAUGCAGAUGAUCUUUGUAUAAAACAGGGAUGGGCAACUUUGGUGGGUCUGGGGGGGGGGGUGAUAGUUCCUCCCUUGGACCUGUCAUAGACUGUGCUUCUUCCCAAAAUAAUCCCACCAUCAUUUUUAAAAAACUUAAAAUGACAUAACGUUUAAUGUUUUUGCAGAAGACACUAGAAGGCCUCUCAUAUGCAGUAAAGUGAGUAUGACCUGUGUGUGGCCCCCAUGUGGUUGGACCCCCAAGGCCACUUUGGUAUUCCCAUACUAUUUUCCCACUCAAAUGCCUCUGGGUGCAUGUCACUAUAUUUCAGCUUCUGGACAUUUUAGGCCCAGCAGAGGACUUUUUAAAGAGGAAAUAAUAGGAAGUGAACAGAAAGUAACUCCUGGAUCACUUCUUGUCGUAAAAAUAGAUCCACCUGGCUUACAGUGGGCCAAGGGAGGUUGAAAACAUAGUGAAGAUGCCUCUUAGAGGGUGUGUGUGUGUGUGUUUGCAGAAGAGAUGUGGGUCCCUCCCCAAAGAUCUCCAGAGGGAAGCUGAUGUGACCUUCUCAUCUUUGACAGUUGCUCCCUCUCUGUAUGUUGGUUUAGGGAGAGGUUUGUGUCUUCUGGAUGUGGCAAUUCCCUUUUAAGUCCAAAAAUAAAAUAUAGUAUUUUGAACUGGAGAGCUCUUGGAGCCACAAAGAGUAUUGUAUGUAAGGGCUCCUGAUGUAAGAAAUGAGAAGGGAUGUGCAAGGUAGUCUACACCGGUUAUAGGCACACCUCUGGCUCACGGUCGACUUUUUGUUUAUUUAUUUUUAAAACAGAAGAUUUAUUAAAUCCAUUGGCCCAAGUGCAAUGUUGUUCUGACUCUUGAGUGCUAGCACAGGAGAACUCCCCCCCCCCCCCAACUCCAUUUGUCCUCUUGGCUCUUGCAAAGGAGUAGGUUUUGGGAAUGCAUGGAGUACUACAGUUAUGAUCCCUUUAGUACCCCAUGCAUGGGGUGGGGUGGGAAAAACAAGGGCAGUGCCCCCCCCAUAAGAAUUCUGCCUUCCCCAUGGAGUUUUGAUGAAGUGAUUUGAGUGUUGAGCUAGGACACUGAGAGA